ACGACUGACCCCCACGCCACCGCGUCCAAACCCUAACCCUAACCCUGGUUUUAAACCCGAUCCCCCAGAUCCGGACCCAAACCCCAUCUCCAAGAGCUCGAAACAAAGCUUUGAAAAAGAGCAGCGGCAGCCAUGCCUUCGGCCGAAGAGGAAGAGGAGCGCGCCGUCUUCGAGGACGACGACGACGACGACGACGAUGACGACUUGGUCGGCGACGACACCGAGGAGGACGAAGAGGAGGACUACGAGGACGACGACGCCGAGGCGGCGCCACCGCUGACUGUCGCGUCCGCGCCUCCUCCUCCUCCUGCCCCCGCCAACCCUGCGGCGGCGGAGGAGAACCUCAACGACUCCACCCCCUCCACCUCCUCCUCCUCGGACCGCGCGGCCCCAAAUCCUAAGCCUAACCUUUGCGCCACCGCAGAUCCCCAGAACGGUGCCAUCCCCGUCCUUCCAAUCUCCGCCGCCGCCCCUGCCGCUGCCGCGGCGGGUAGCCUUUUCACGCCGUCCUCCUCCGAUCCCGUUCCCCAGCCCUCUGCGGACGGUAAGCCGGUCCCCGUCGCCGUCGCCGCCGUCGGCGGCGGAUACGACGACUCCCGGCGGCUUUUUCAGAGGCUAUGGACCGACGAGGACGAGAUCACGAUCCUGAAGGGGUUUCUGGAGUUCACGUCGCGGCGGGGCACCACUUUCGCCUCCCACCAGUACGACACCGGCCCCUUCUACGAGGAGAUCAAGAAGCAGCUCCAGCUCGAGUUCACCAAGAACCAGCUCAUCGAGAAGCUCCGCCGGCUCAAGAAGAAAUACCGGAACGUCGUCGGCCGGAUGCGGUCCAUGGGAAAAGAUUUCGCCUUCAAGAGCCCCCAUGAGCAAGCCAUCCAUGACAUAGCUCGCAAUAUCUGGAGUGCCAACGUCAAGAGGGCUCGCGACAGCGACGAUGAUGACCUCAACACGCCGAACAAUGCCUCCUAUACCAUCGAAGCUACCUCCGCUGCCGAUGGAGCCAUGAAUUCAGAACGGAGGAUGUCGAGAUCGCGGAGGCGUUUCAGAAGGGGAACAGCAGAAGAGGCGGCAGCACCAACGGUGGGGGUACCGGUAGAGAAUUCGGUCCCAGCAACCCAAGUGGCUUCAUCGGAAGCUGCUGCGAUUCCUGGCAUCAUCGAGGAGACGGUGAAGAGUUGCCUCUCGCCCCUGUUCAAGGAGCUGAUUUACUCUGCAACCGGGGGGCCGCUUGGUGGUGGGGCUGCUCUAUUGGGGCUGGGACUUGGAGGUGUUGGAGCGGCGCUGAGCCCGCUGCCAUUGAGCCUUGGUGGAAGCCCAGCGAGUGUUCCGGCCUCGGGGACCCCCGUGGAUGAGAAGUGGAAGCAGCAGCAUAUCCUGGAGCUGGAGGUGUACUUGAAGCGGAUAGAGCUCGUGCGUGACCGGAUCAAGUCUACCUUGGAGGAGCUCAAGUCCUCAGGGAGCUGAGCUGAUCGGAGGUUUCAUUCCAAAACUUGUACUUCUAAGUUAUGGAUCUUCUGUUUUCAUUUGUAAUUCUUAGUUUGAGCAGUUCUGUGUUGUUAGAAGGUACAGAGGACUUUUGAAAUAACUAUCUUUCCUUAUUCGGUUUGAUUCCUUUUGACCUUGUGCCGUAUAAGAAAGAUUACCUUGGGGAACGGGUGGGAAAGAACGUGGCCACGUUUUGCCUGCAUUAUUUAA
Molecule: messenger RNA, 1695 nt
Organism: Elaeis guineensis (African oil palm)
Lineage: Eukaryota; Viridiplantae; Streptophyta; Magnoliopsida; Arecales; Arecaceae
Product: probable transcription factor At5g28040
Biological process (GO): regulation of DNA-templated transcription
Cellular component (GO): nucleus
Source: RefSeq, a predicted model, not a curated record